Molecule: messenger RNA, 1815 nt
Organism: Hippoglossus stenolepis (Pacific halibut)
Lineage: Eukaryota; Metazoa; Chordata; Actinopteri; Pleuronectiformes; Pleuronectidae
Gene: prnpb
Product: prion protein b
Exons: 2
Coding region: 475-1710 (411 amino acids)
Biological process (GO): protein homooligomerization
Cellular component (GO): membrane
Source: RefSeq, a predicted model, not a curated record
UGUUUCGUGCUGGUGUCACAGAUGUCACUGAUUUUGAUUCCACUGUGUGAGUGUGCGUAUGUUUCUAAGUAUAUAUGCAUCUGUGUGUAAAUAUACAUAUAUAACUAGACCUGUGACAGUUGUAGUUAGUAUUCAGAUUAAAUGAUUAAUUUACACAUUUAUAAAAUAUGCUUCGAUUAAAAAGGCACCACCUUGACCAACUCCCUUUAAAAUCCAGUUACAACGCUUUGAUAACAUUACACUGACUGGGCCAUUUUACAUGGUCGUUACAAUUUGUUGUUAGUACUUCUCUUCUUGUAAUGGAGUAUUUUUACCCCAAUGUUGCUGCUACUUUAACUUAAAUGAAUCUCGCAGAUACUUGACCCACUGAAGGGGCAGGAGGGGGAGUGGGGGCAGUUAAAUAUUUUUUUAACCUACGUGAUCUAAAGAAAGAAACAGCAGUGUUGGCGACGCACCGACAGCACAAGUGCAAACAUGAAACUGACUGUGAUCGCUGCAUUAUGCCUGUUUCUUCUUUUCAACAUACAUUUUUCCAUGGCCAAGAAAAGAAUAGGGCUUAAUCUGUUUAAAAAGACUCCCAAAACAAAAACCAAUGUGGACACCAAGUCCAAGGGUAAACAACAGUUCAACCAAGGAGGUUACCCCCAGCAGCCAGACAGACCUGGAGGUUAUCCUUACCAAGGAGGUCACCCCCAGCAGCCGGGAAACCCAGCAGGAAGCUAUCCAGCUGCUGGUUACCCUGCACAGGGCUACCCAUAUGGAAGAGGUUAUGGAGGGUAUGGUGGUCAUGGAGGGUAUCCAGGUGGAUACAUGAACUACAACCCAAACAACAAAAUCCCAAGCCCUCACUAUGGAGGCAGCUUUGGAUACGGGGGCCACGGCGUGAGGGGCGGCUCUCCCUUUUCCCACUCAGUUCAGGGGAUGGGCGUUUAUCCCCAAGAUAGAUCCAGAGGGUUUGGGCGCAGUGCAGUGAUGGCAGCAGCUGGAGGCGCCAUGGCAGGAAUGGCCCUGGGCUACGGGCUGGGGAGGUUCCCUCGUCCUCACUUCAACUUCCACAGCCCCCAGGAGGAGUACUACUACAACCACUACAUGUACAGGAGAUAUGGUGUCAGGUCUACUGAUACCGAUGACUAUGGCAGAGACUACAGGUACAGCCAACCCCCUCAGACCUACGACAGCUUCAUGGACUCGUGCAUGAAGAGAACAGACCUUCUGCCGGUGGAGAAUCGAAAGCCAAAACUCAACCCAGCUGCCACAACCACCAUCCCAGUUACAUCCACAGCCACCACAACAGCUGCUGCACCACAUACUGGCAUUGGCAGCAACACAACAGAGAGCAACAGCAGCACAGCAGAGAACACCUCGACCUCUUCACCUUCAACUCAAAGGCCUCUUGAUGAAUCUGAAGCCAAACCUGUGCCUCCAGUUCCACAGGCUCUCAGAAAAGCAGCUUCUGAUGAGGAUGAUGAUGAAGAUACAGUCAGCAUUGUGGAGAUCGGCUACCCGGCACUGAUCGGACAGAUGAAAGCAAGGAGGUGUGUGGAGCUCUACAUGGUUUACUCUGAAAAGUACUUGAAGAAAACGACAGAGCCUGGUGUCGAUGAUGGGGUGCAGGGACUGGAGAUGUGCUUGCAAGGGUUUUUAGCUCUUGUCACCAGUACCAUAGUGAUGCUACUGAACAGCAAUGUGCUAACAAUGCUGCACCAUUGAAUUUUUGUAUAUACUUUUCCCUUCAGUUUUUGUGUUCUUUUUCUCUCUGUUGAGCUGUAAUUGUAAAAAUGCUGAAUUAAAUUCAAAAGAAGCCACUACAACCUA